UCUUUGUUGCUAGGACAACGUUUGGCCGCCAGCCUCACCAAAAAUAAUGUGCUCGCCAGAGUAAAUAUCAGCGUUAAUCAAAGUAAAGAAAUCUGAUCAUUGAAAACCGGGUCAUCUGCACGGGGCAUGCAGCGACGUCAUAAUGGCUGUUCCAGUGUGGGAUCUCCCCAUCCCGCUGCCUGCCAUCGUCAUGAUUUCAGUUGGACUCUAUAUGGUUUUUCUUGCGGUCAUGCUGUGGUGUCAUCACUGUCUCAAGGCUAAGUGUGAUCCUCAGUGUUCAGACUGCUGUGCGGGUUUCUCUCCGUGCGAGUACUGUUUAGUGUGUGCACAGUCAUGUGACUGCCGUCCUCCAUCUCUGAGAUCCUGUCUGGACAACUCAUGCCCUUCUCCUAAUUGUACCAUGAUGGAUUGUGCCUGUACUUGUCAACCGCCAGAGUGCGACUCCAUCAACUGCAUCUGCUUCGAGAUCAAGUUCAAAUAGAAGUUUAAAUUUUUAAAUAGAAAAGUGGAGGGAAGAAAGAAGAUGUCCACCCACCUCAUUAUAACAGAUGCCUUACAAACUCUUUGUGAUACUUGAGUAUGUUUUACACAAAAACUUUCAUCGUUCUGUAACGUUUGCAUAAUUUAGGAAACAUUACAGCAUCUCCAACAAAUCAAAGCAAUUGAUGAAAUGAAAAAUCUAACAUGAAAAUUUCAAACAUGACUUUUUAUGACUAUUUUUCUCUUGCUAAAGUGUCAUAUGAGAGUUAUUGGACAUAUUUUUGUCAUAAAAAGUGCUGUAAGUACACAAGCAUUCCAGAGCACUAAUGCUAUGGUAAGGGGUUUUCUAUAUAGUUGUAGCACUAGGAUGGUGAUUACUUGAAAAAAUUCAAUUGCCUUAAAUGUUCCAAGUUGAUUUUACUUAAAAAAUGCAAGUUAUUUUGUUAUGUUCACUUAACUUAUUUAAAGAUUUACAAUGAUAAAAUAGUGGUAUAGGUGUCUCAUGUCAUCAUAUGUAAUAACACAGCCAUCUAUUAUACUGAAUCUUUUACUCCCUUAUUUAAAGUAGUCAACUAAUCUCUUUUACAGCGGCUUCCAGUGCCAUGAACUUUUAAAACAUAGAUUUUUACAUUUCAGCACAAAGGUCUGUUUACAAAUGUUUUUCAUUAAUGUACUUUAUAUAGUCUUUGUCAGCAAUUAUUAAUUAUUUUUGUUAUAUAUGGAAAAUUUGAGCAUUGGAAAAUUGUUAUGCUAAUAUUUGUUUUAGCAUUUUAUCAGAAUUAAAAUGAAAGAGUUGUCAUUUAGAGCUUUUAUAUCUUGUUACUUUUUUUCCAUUCAUCAUAUUAAAACUUUUUUUUUAUUCAGCCAAAUAUAGAUUUAAUUUUUUACUCUUCUGAAGCUAAAACUUUAGUAUAGUUUUGUCUGAAAUGGAAUCUGAACAUGUCUGGUGCCUUUGUUGUGAUUUUAUGCCAAAAAAAUGCUCUAAAUGACUACAUUUUACUUUAGAUUGAAUAUGAAACACUAACUUUCAUGCACUAAAUAACUCUUGUAUCAUUUUUUUGUGGUAUUUAGUGUAAUAAUUUAAGUGUAUAUUAUUUACAGGCCAUCAUCUUGAUUGUUACAUAUGAAAUGUGAUCUAACGAUAUGUUUAUAAUAAUAAUAAUAUGUUUUAUGUGAUGUACUGUUAUGGAUGAGGCCAUAUUUUAAUGCCAACAGCCAGUUUACUGUGAUUUACAUAAUCGUUCUGUGUCUCAGCAUAGUCCUUUUUUUGCAUGUAUUUUUUUUAAAUAUAUAGAAAUAUGUUAUUUUUGUAAGUGUGUAGAUUUCAAAAUAAAGAUUUCCUGCAAAGACA
Messenger RNA from Danio aesculapii, 1831 nucleotides. RefSeq lists its product as uncharacterized. Lineage: Eukaryota; Metazoa; Chordata; Actinopteri; Cypriniformes; Danionidae. The coding region runs from base 143 to 481 and encodes 112 amino acids. The transcript has 4 exons. The record is from RefSeq and is a predicted model, not a curated record.